CGCUUGGUGACAUCAACAACCUCGACAACCCAAAAAUAUGCCCGAACUGCUCGACUACAUCCUCGAGCACGAGGAAGCCUUCAAGAGCAAAGGCCGCCUGGCCUCCCUCUACUCGGACUUUGGCACCCAGCAGGCCACGAACCCGGACGGCUACACCGCAAACGUGGCCGCAUGGCGCAAGGCGCUGCUGGACGCGGCGCGCGUGGGCCUGGUGCCCUCGUCGACGGGCGCGCACGAUAACGCCCUCACGCUGGGCGCGGGCGAGCCGCUGCUGCGCGAGCUGACGAGCAAGGACUUUGGCCGGCCGUUGGCCCUGGGCGCGGUGCUGCAAGACGCGGUGGCGCGCCGUGAAAUGGUGCCUUUGAAGGAGUUCCUGGCCGGGACGACGAGCAUCUACGCGCGCGGCGGGUGGAGCAUCAGCCCCUGGGGCGUAGUGACAUGGGGGCUGCGGCAGCUGGGCGGCGUGCUAGGCGCGGGCGGCGCAACCAACAAGCUGGUCGCGGGCGAGUACGUCGUGGUGCCGAAUGUCGAGGCCGUCGCGACCACGGUGCUCGCCCACUUCGCCCACACCACCACCCCGCUCGACCUCAUCACCACGCGCGCCGCCUUCUCGCGCUCCUUCGCCCACGCCCUCUCCGCCGACCGCGCCCUCUCCCAAACAGACAUCUCCCUGCUCCUCAUCCACCUCGCCCGCGACCGCGCCGCCCUGGCCUACGACCCCGCCUCGGGCACCAUAAAGCUGUCCCCGCACCCGGGCGCCGAGCCCCCCGCGCCCAUCUCCGCCGCCGAGACCACCGUCGCGCAACUGCGCGACCUCCUCGCCUCCCUCGCCACCCAGGUCAGCACGCUCGACGCCGAAACGGCCACGCACGACGCGGCAGCGCGGGCGGCCGUCGCCCGCGGCGCCACCGCCCAGGCCCGCGCCGCGCUGCGCAAGAAGAAGGCCGCCGAGGCCACGGCCGCCAAGCGAGGCGCCUCGCUCGCGCAGCUCGAGAGCGUCUACGCGGCCAUCGAGGACGCGGCGGGCCAGGUGGCGGUAGUGCGCGCGCUGGAGGCGGGGGCGGGCGUGCUGCGCGGGCUGCAUGCCGAGGUUGGGGGCGCGGAGGGCGUCGACGCGGUCAUGGAGCGCGUGAGGGAGGAGGUGGCGCUGGCGGAGGAGGUGACGGGCGCGAUGACUGAAGGGGCGGGGACGGGCGUUGUCGACGAGGAGGAGGUCGAGGAUGAGUUUGCGGCGUUGGAGCGGGAGGAGCGGGAGAGGGUGGAGGCGGCCGAGGCGAGGAAGACGGCCGAGAGGUUGGCUGUGCUGGAGGAGAUGGAGAAGAAGAGGGAGGUCGAAGCCGAGAGGGACAUGGGCCGCUUGUCGCUGGAUGAGACGAGACCUGCGCUGCAUGGGGAUGAUGAACAGCAGCAGCGGAAGGAGCAGCCUUUGCCGGAGGCGUGAGGGAGGUGGUGAUAGACAGACAAACAAACAAACAGGGAAUACAUACACAAGGACAGGUGGGCAGGUAGAUGGGCACGACACGGCACAUCCGGAGGUAUUUUCUGCAUACGCGCGCUUGGGAUAGAUUAGGGCACAGGACAGGACAGGACAGGACGGCGUACAUGGGUAUAUAGGCAUGAGUCUGGAUACAGUAAUAAGUUAUAUGUCCCUAAA
This is a messenger RNA of Aplosporella prunicola CBS 121167, 1654 nucleotides long. RefSeq lists its product as uncharacterized. Gene Ontology annotation, cellular component: cytoplasmic side of plasma membrane; multivesicular body; ESCRT III complex. Gene Ontology annotation, biological process: late endosome to vacuole transport via multivesicular body sorting pathway; vesicle budding from membrane. Bases 38 to 1441 code for a protein of 467 amino acids. The record is from RefSeq and is a predicted model, not a curated record. NCBI's taxonomy places the organism in Eukaryota, Fungi, Ascomycota, Dothideomycetes, Botryosphaeriales, Aplosporellaceae. The transcript has 3 exons.